AUGUCUGGCGAGUCCUCAAUUACAGAAAAGAAGCAGAUAACACAUGCGACCAGAGAGCUCAAUGCUAUCUCAUCUAGUCAAGAAGGUGAAGUCAAAGAAAUCAGGUCACUAAGAACAAUAACCUCUAAGAGAGCGGGCGAGGUCAAUUACAUCAAUGCUAAAACCGCACAUGGUGACACAGAAUUAUUAGCCGAAAUUGGAUACAAGCAGGAGUUGGACAGACAUUUCAGCACAGUACAAGUUUUUGGUAUUGCAUUUUCAAUUAUGGGGCUACUGCCCAGUAUCGCUUCAAUCCUUGUUAUGGCCUUUCCCGGUGGGAUGGUUUCCUUCAUCUGGGGUUGGCUUAUCUCGGGUGCUUUUAUCCUCUCAAUUGGUGCAGCCAUGUCGGAGAUGGCAUCAGCGAUUCCAACAUCCGGUGGUCUUUACUACUAUACCUAUUACUAUGCUCCACCUAAGUUUAAGUCUGUUCUCAGUUUUGUGAUUGGUAAUUCGAAUACAUUGGCAUUGACUGCUGCUUUGUGUUCCAUUGAUUAUGGUUUGGCAGAAGAAAUACUUUCUAUCGUAGUGAUUUCUAGGGAUGGUGAUUUCAACAUCACUAACGGUAAAACUUACGGAGUUUAUGCUGCUGGUAUUGUUGCAACAAUGAUACUUACUUCUUUUGCAACUGUGGCUGUUUCUAAACUACAGACAUUCAGUAUAAUAUCCAACCUAUCAUUAAUUGUAUUUUUCCUGAUUGUUUUGCCAAUUGGUGUCUCGAAAUCAGACAAGGUAAACUUCAAUAGUGGGAAGUUUAUCUUUGGCAAUUGGGAAAAUGAGAGCAAUUGGCCAAACGGAUGGCAAUUCAUGAUGGCAGGGUUUCAACCGGCAGUGUGGGUCAUUGGCGCCUUUGAUUCCUGUAUACAUAUGUCAGAAGAGGCCAAAAACGCUACUAAAGCGGUACCUAUCGGUAUUUUGAGUUCUAUUACGGUAUGCUGGAUUGUCGGAUUUUGUAUUUGCAUAACGAUCGCCGCCUGUAUGGACAGUAACAUCCAAGCAGUGUUGAACACUGCUUACGGUCAACCUCUGGCCCAAAUUUUAUAUGACGCGCUAGGAAAAAAGUGGGCAAUGGCGUUCAUGUCUUUAAUUGCAUUCUGUCAGUUUAUUAUGGGUGCAUCUACUCUUACUGCUAUUUCAAGACAGAUUUGGGCAUUCUCUCGUGAUGACGGUUUACCUUUCUCUUGGUGGAUAAAAGUAGUGAACAAAAAGCUAUCGUCGCCAUUGAGAGCUACAUGGUUUGGUGGUGCAUACGCACUUUUUAUUGGUCUAUUGUGUCUGAUCGGAGGGACGGCUUCUAAUGCUUUGUUUUCCAUGUAUAUUGCAGCGAACUAUUUUGCCUGGAUGGUUCCAAAUCUACUGAGAAUGACUACCGGUCGCGAUCUAUUCACGCCGGGUGCAUUUUACUUGGGGAAAUUUUGGUCUCCAAUAAUCAACUGGAUUUCAAUUGCAUUCGAGUUUUUUAUUAUUAUAAUGAUGAUGUUCCCAUCUGACCAAUACGGUGUUACUCCAAACACGAUGAAUUACACCUGUGUGUUUGUGGGAUUUGUUUGGUUUGGAAGUCUUAUCUACUACUUGGUUUAUAAGUACAAGACGUUCCAUGGCCCUAAAUCGAAUAUCGACGAUGAGGAGUUUCAGGAUGUUGUCAGCCAAGAUGUGAUUGAUCAAAUACUAUCUCAUCAAAAGGCCUCCUGA
This is a messenger RNA of Lachancea fermentati, 1728 nucleotides long. NCBI's taxonomy places the organism in Eukaryota, Fungi, Ascomycota, Saccharomycetes, Saccharomycetales, Saccharomycetaceae. The record is from the annotation of a GenBank genome assembly.